This is a messenger RNA of Phascolarctos cinereus (koala), 6396 nucleotides long. Lineage: Eukaryota; Metazoa; Chordata; Mammalia; Diprotodontia; Phascolarctidae. The record is from RefSeq and is a predicted model, not a curated record.
AGACCGUCCAAGGAAGGAAGGCAGAUGCGGCCAAGGCCAGCCCACCCCCUCGCAGCCCCUAUGGCUCCACCUCCGCAGGCUCCGGGGGAAGAGACAGCCACCUCCCAGAUCUUCCUUGAGCAGGCGAGCCCACCGAGGGGUGCCUCGUCCACCCCACCUACCCAGUCCCCUCUGCACGCUUAGCUUCCCCCAGGACUGAGUGGCAGCGCCGAGCAGGGUGUCCCAAUGGCCAGCGCCGCGCUCGGGGCGGUCACGCAGCAAAUUUGCAGCCUGGGCCCGCUGCAGCCUCCGGAGCCGGAGCGCGGCUUGCCCUUGGCCGAGGACGUGGCCGAGCUGCCGGUGCUGGAUGCCUCCGGCAAAAGGAUCCCGUUCGGGGCGCUCUUCAGGGAGCGCCGAGCCAUCGUCGUGUUCGUGCGGCAUUUCUUGUGUUACAUCUGUAAAGAAUAUGUGGAAGACCUGGCCAAAAUCCCUAAGAAUUUCUUACAAGCUGCCAAUAUCACACUAAUAGUUAUUGGACAGUCAUCUUUCCAACACAUUGAGCCUUUCUGCAAGUUGACAGGGUAUUCUCAUGAAAUUUAUGUUGACACUGAGAGAAAAAUUUAUAGAAAACUUGGAAUGAAGAAAGGUGAAGGAAUUGCUACAUCAGUGCGGAGUCCACAUGUGAAAUCCAACUUACUGUCAGGAAGCAUUCAAAGCCUUUGGAGAGCGGUGACUGGCCCUGUCUUUGAUUUUCAAGGAGAUCCAGCUCAGCAAGGUGGAACGCUUAUUUUAGGUCCUGGUAACAACAUCCAUUUUAUACACCUUGAUAAGAAUAGACUAGAUCACAAGCCCAUAAACUCCAUUUUGCAACUUGCCAGAGUUCAAAAAGUGAACUUCACAAAUCGCCUUUGUUUUGCCAUUCUUUACCAGAAACCAAAGAGUGCUGCAAACAUACACUAUUUCUCCAUAGAUGACGAAUUUGAAUAUGAGAACUUCUUCGCAGAUUUUGGACCACUCAAUCUGGCAAUGGUUUACAGAUAUUGUUGCAAGAUAAAUAAGAAAUUAAAGUCCAUUACAAUGAUAAGGAAGAAAAUAAUUCAUUUUACGGGCCCUGAUCAGAGAAAACAAGCAAAUGCAGCUUUCCUCAUGGGGUGUUACCUAAUAAUAUAUUUGGAGAAAUCCCCAGAAGAUACCUAUAGGAUGCUGUUGGUUGGAAACAUAUCCUAUGUUCCUUUCAGGGAUGCUUCGUAUGGUAAUUGCACUUUCUACUUAACACUACUUGACUGUUUCCAGGCAGUACAUAAGGCAGUCCAGUAUGGCUUCCUAAAUUUUGAAAAAUUUGACCUUGAUGAUUACGAGCAUUAUGAAAAAGCAGAAAAUGGAGAUUUAAACUGGAUAAUACCAGGCCGAUUUAUUGCCUUCUGUGGCCCUCACCCAAGAAGCCGACUUGAAAGUGGUUACCACUAUCAUACACCUGAAGCCUAUGUUCCAUAUUUUAAAAGGCACAAUGUUACCACCAUUAUCAGACUCAACAAAAAAGCGUAUGAUGCCAGGAGAUUUACAGAGGCUGGUUUUGACCAUCAUGAACUUUUUUUUGCUGAUGGCAGCAUACCUAGUGAUGCCAUAGUGAAAGAAUUUCUGAACAUCUGUGAAAAUGCUGAGGGUGUUAUAGCAGUUCAUUGCAAAGCUGGCCUUGGACGGACAGGCACCCUUAUAGCCUGCUAUAUCAUAAAGCAUUAUAGAAUGACGGUUCCUGAAACCAUUGCCUGGAUCAGAAUCUGUAGACCUGGCUCUGUGAUUGGACCUCAGCAACAUUUUUUGGUGUCGAAGCAGGCAAGCCUUUGGACAGAAGGAGACUAUUACCGUAAGAAGUUAAGGGAUCAGGAAAAUGGAAGACAUGCAGCUGCAGUCACGAAAAUCCUAACAGGGGUCGAUGACAUUUCAAUAAGUGAAAUCCAAUGUGAAGAAACAAAAGAUUCUGAAUCGUACAGUGAUGAUGGUGAUGAAAUAAAUGGAAUGACACAAGGUGAUAAGCUACUUGCUCUGAAAAGUAGAAGAAGGGCAAAAUCAGCUACUUCAAUUCCUCUAACAGUAAUUCUUCAGUCCAGUGUUCAGAGCAGUAAAACAUCUGAACCUAACAUUUCUGACAGUUCAGGCAUUUUUCAAAGAACUACCAGAUCUGCUACAAGAAAAAGCAGUUUUAAAAGUAGCCACUCCACUUCAAGAACUAGAACAGUCUUGCGUUAAGUUAUUAAAAAAAAAAUGUGGCUGGAACUGAAGGAAUCCUCUAGGAAAAGGAAAACAAUAGGACCCAGCACAGUUUGUUUGAAAAACAAACAAAAAACCAAAAAAAAAAUUCUCAGUUGCUUCCAGCUAAGAGACUUGGUCAAUGAAGAAAAUGUAUAUGAGAGUUUAAUUAGUUGAGUCUUGAGGCCAAUGAUUUGAUGACGAAGUCAAAUCUGUGUGAAGAAAUCUUUGAAGUUUGGCAAACAAAAGUAACCUAUUGUAAAUUUAGUCUCAGGUGUAAAUAUGAAGCCCUCUAUUGUCAAGAGGGUUCAAGAGUCUGUUUGGUGCAUGUGUAUAAAUUGUGAUGGCAAUCAUUUUUAGCUCUUGGCCUCCAAAGGAAUGGAGAAUUCAAGGCAGGCUUCUGUAUAUUUAUUUUCUGUUUGUCCUUGCUAUGUUCUAUUAAGAUGUAGAAGGAAACUGCUUUAUUGAAAGAGUAUUUUUUCUUGAUUUGCUGUAAUUUGAUUUAUUUCAUGUUAAUUAGCAAAGUACCACCAAACUGUUGCUUUUCACCAAAAAGCGUUUCACUGGUAACCUUAUAUAAACACUGUUGUGUGUUUUGGUACAAACAAAGUGGUUCUUUCAGAAAAUAUUUGAAAACUAGUGAAAGAAUAUGAUCAUUACUUUAGAAGGUCAAGGAGAACUGGUUUCAAAUAGUACAAAUGCUGCAUAACUUCAUUUCUCAUCCUUAAGACCAUUUAGUAAGUGAAUAGAGCCCUGUGACUGGUCACUGUUUUGUUGUCCAGUAACACAAACAGAGAAAGCUUUUCUUUUAAAAAAAAAUACUGUGAUUUUUCUUUUCCUUUACAAAACAAAAAUUACCAAGUAAUUGAAAUUUUUCUUAUGGUACUACUUUAAUUGAAUUUUGCUGUUGCUUUUUUCCCUUAUCUGAUCUUCUCCCUAGUUUCAAACCAUAUGUAUUGGUUUACACCUAUGGAUUUCAGUUAUUGGUAAAUAUCAGACCUCACUUAUUGCCUUUAUUUAGGGUAUACAAAAAUGUAACUCUUUGUAUAGUGCCUUCUUCAAACCAACGAAGCAGAGUAGAUUCUGUGAAUAUUAGAUGACAGUUGCAGAAAUUUAAUUUAAAACUUGAUGUAUCUUAUUACAUACAAUAAUGGGGGGCCCAGUGGCAAAGACUCUUUGAGUAUCCUGAGUUCACAUGUAUUUCUUUUCCACAUGCACAUGAAUGAAGUGUAUGAUUGUUAUUGCAUUAGACCAGUUUCAGGCAGUCCAGUUUGAGAAGUUGGAACAUUGAAAUAUAGAAAUGGAUAAUUUUGUAAUAUAAAUACAAAUGCAUAGAAUAAAUGUCAGCCAUGUUUAUUUUUAUACCUAAUUUAUUUUUAAGAGCUGUUGUUAAAAGAAAAAAAAACAGGCCCUACUAGGGCUGAAGGAUGAUUGUAAUUAUAGCCUGUAAGUGCAAAAAAAAAUGGCUUUGAAACAGUGGUUCCAUUUGGGGGGAAAGGGAUAAUUCUCUCACAUAACUCACUGAAAUUGGUAACUGACCUAGGUUCCUGCAGUUUAGCACAAAAUAAUCCUCUCCACCCUUGAGACAGAUGAUUUGAGGGUAGGACUGGAAACAAUGGCUGCUAGGACAUCAACUAUUAAAUUAAUUGGCCAACAGGCGGAGUCAUUUCCCCAUGUAGCUUCUGGCUCCUCUCUAGGCCAUAUGGGGAAAAGAAUAUUUUGCUAUACUAUGGUAGGGGUGGAAGAAAAAGGAAAGAGAAGCCCACAGUUAUAAAAAGUGAAUAUAACAUUAAGCCUCUAAUUCUGAGGUCUGUUUUCUCAUUCUGACUCUCAUUUCUUUAAAGAUUUUCCUGUAUUAAUAACCAUAUAUAUAUAAUCAAGCUGAAAUCUAAACCAGUUAUAGUUUCUUUAUUAAACUUAUUGGUCUUUUAAACAAAAUGGGAAAACUUCUGCUUUCCAUCUCAAUAAGACAAUUUUGUUUUGGGGCUAGUAAUAAAGAAUCUUGGCUGAAGUGUUUCCACCAUAAACAUUUUAGCCUCCAAAUUGCCAUCACGUGGUGAGUCCUCAACUCAGCCUUUCUUGAAUUUCUAACCAUUUUAAAUGUCAGCAAGGAUCUUUCUCCUUCAUAGUUUAAUGUUCAUCUGCUCUGUUCAUACCAGAAUUAGUCAUAGGACGUCUGAGUUUGGUUAAAAAGCAUUUCUUUGUUGGCCGCCCUCAGUGACUUGAGCUGGUAUGUGCCAAAGAAAACAGCAGACAGAGCAUGUGGGUGGGGGUGGAGGGAGAGGGACAUAUUCAGGGAUUAAGAAGCAUCUGGGAAUGGCUGCUGGAAAGAUUCCCAUUAGAAGUCAGUUUUCUUUUUCCUUUUUGAUCUCUAAAAAUAUAAUCAAAUUGUUCUUCUAAGGUUUCUCACUCUAAGCCCAUUUUGUAGAAGCACUACUUAAACAUAAAGAAUAGUUUGUCAGAUAAGGAGAUUUCCUGUUUAAAGGAAACCAAAUACCCAGAAGAGGUGGAUAGAAAACUAGCCUCAGAAUUAAUAAGGUCUGGAUUCAAGUCCAACUUUUAACAAGCAGUUGCCCUGGGGAAGUUUCUUAACUUCACACUGCCCUUGGCAUCUCAAAGACAACCCAAGUUGAAAAAAAAGUGCCCAUUUGCAUUGGUCAAGGAAAUUCCCCAUCUGUUGCUCUCUACCAUGACGAAAUUCAGAUAGGAUCCCCUAAAAAAACUGUACUCAACAGCAUUGUUGAUUUCUCAUGACCAUUCUGCAUAUUCAUGGUUAAACAAGUUAAAUAGCUCUUCCAUCUCUUUGGGACUGAAAUAGUGACAUUUAAAAGAGAAUAAAACAGAAACAAUUGUAUCUGAAUUAUUUUGAUCAUGAAGUAACUGUUUUGUUACCUUUUCCUUUUCUCAGAACAAAACACCGAGUCUGUGAAGUGUUAAAAUUUAUUUAUUGGAAGCAAAAUGAAAAACAAAAAACCCUUAUAAAACCCUUAGCAGAAAGGAAGAUUAGAGAUAGAUCUGUCUUAACUGCCAGGUUUAAAAUUUUAGAAAGUAUUUUUUUACCUAGCUGUGAAUAAUUGUUUCACCAAGCAUUGCCUCAGUACAACAAGUAGCCUUACUUGUCCACCAGUGUGGUUGCUCUCCUAAACUUCACAAUUGUUUAGUCCAAAAAUUUAGUACUAAUCCUCAGUCCCCUUACCAUGGGGAUUUUCAUGGGAAAAUUUUUCCAAAAUUUCUACCUCGAUUCUUUCCUCCAAGUUUUAGUUAGGAGCUGAUUUCCCCAUCAGAAUGAUUGGGGCCAACAUGUUUGAGACUGAAGUAAGAUCCACUGUGAUACAUACUGUGGAGAUGUUGCUUUCUUGGGAGACAUUCUCCUGUAAGAAAGACCCAAAGGUGAUGCCUUUCAUUUGAUUUACAUUUUCUCUCUGGGCAACAAGCAAUUUACUCAAAGAAUUUUGUGAAAAAUAGCUUCAAUUUUCUAUUUUCAUACAUCCUCUCUCAUAUCAUCUCACAUUCCCCUUUGUGGAAUUUUAUCAAAAGCUUUUAAAAUAAUUGUUGCUUGGCCCCAUCUUGAAGACAGUGGUUUUUUUUUUUCCUUUACUCUUUCAUAAUUCGUUCUCACCAAAUAAUGGCAGAGUGGGAUUAACUUCCCCACCUCCUCUCUCCAGAUCUUUGUAUUCUCCAUGUUGCUAAAUGGAAAUGCUGCAGAUGUGUUUUUAAAGACUGGACACUUAAUUGUGUGUCAAAAAUUACCUCCAGUUCAUAGAGAGAGAAAAAAAAUUGACAGCAGCUCAGUUCAUCUGAUUUGAGAACUGCAAUUUUGUAUUAAUAAUUUGCAGACUUUUAUCUAAUGUGCACUCAUGUAUAGGUUAUAAAAUGUUUUCAAGUGUAACUGAUUAAUCAGUACUUAUUUAAUCAUUGUCUUGAUUUUUUAAAUUAAAAUGUAUAUUUCUAUUCAUAUUUUUUAAAUCAGAGGGACCUGGUAGAGCGAAUGUUUAUUUUACUUAAGGUAUUUUUCAGGUAAAGCUUCAUCAUAAUGUCUUGUAAACUAGCUAGUUUAAUAAGUAUUGUCUCAUUUGAAAAACUUGUGUAUUAUAACUGAUUUUAUACAAAAUGUUAAAUAGUGAAAAUUGUAUGCCUAAGAUCAUGUACAAUUAAAACUAUUAACCAGAA